AACCCAAGAUUUUUCUUCACUUUCUUCUCAUUUAGUCGAAAAAUGUCAUCAAACAACCAAGUAAUAGCAGCAUUAGCUACAGAUGGAGCUAUAAGAGUUGGUGUUGCAUUAGCUUAUGUUGCUGUUAAAACAUGGAAAAGCUAUUAUUUUACUUCAAAUGCUCUCCAUAAGAUUCGUCAAGCUCCAGAAGUUGAAAUUGAUAAUGGUGGUACUGGUAAUCUUGUUGUGGUUAGAGGGAUUGUUGAAAUUCAAAGGAGUGUUGAUGGUUGGAGAAGUUUAAAACCCAAUGUGCUGGUCAAGGAUCUGUUUCGUUGCAGAGUACUCAAACGGUUCCUGUUCUGCUUCGCGAUAUUGGUCGUUCAUCAAAAUCAGAUUACCUGUUUGUUAAUAUGGACGGCUCAGAACAUCCUCUACCUCUUGUAACAGUUUAUCAUAAGCUACAACCAGUUCAGCCUUUCCCUUGCACAUUCCUCCAAGCAGUUUCUGGCCAAGUAUAUCCUGUUGGUCUGUUGAAUGAAGAAAAAGUUCUUUCUAUAGGAACACAGAUUAGUGCGGUUGGUGUUUGUCGCUUUAUAGACGGGAUUCCACAAAUGAAAUCAUCACAGGCCCUUCCCUAUUUCUUAACUGAGAUGACCAAGGAUCAGCUGGUGGAGGAUAUGGCGUUUAAGACAACUUGUUUAUUUUGGGGUGGACUUCUUCUAGGAUCACUUUCAGUACUAAGCUAUGCGACCAUGAGGAAUUGGAGAAGAUGGAAAGUUGAGCGAUCUAGCGAAGCUGAUUCCGCAGCAGCAGCUACAGAGUUUCAGGCUGAUGAAGUAGCGGGAGACAUUCCGGACAAGGAAUUAUGCGUGAUUUGUCUGAGUAGGAGAAGGGGAACCCUGUUUGGUUCUUGUGGUCAUAUAGUUUGUUGCCAUAUAUGUGCCUCUUUUGUCAAACAACAAUCUUCACCAAGAGAGGUCAUGUCUCUAUUUGGUUGUGUCUGGGGGAUGCAGGGAGCUAGGGAUGUAAAUAGUACCCCAAAUUAUCCAACUUGCAUGUACCUGCCAGAACCCGACUGUAUCCGGAAAAGCCCAACAGACCGCUAUGGGCAACCUGGCCUGGCAAUACCAAUAGCAUUUCAAAAUGACUACUUAGUUGAUAGAGAAGAUAGUGAAGGGGUAGCAACUUUGAAGAGUCCACUGAAAACAUGGAAAGUGAAGCUGAACGACUUCAUGUUUACAGAUGGUUGGCCAGAAUUUUACAAGGCUCAUGAAUUAAGUAUUUGA
Messenger RNA from Papaver somniferum (opium poppy), 1265 nucleotides. Its product is annotated as E3 ubiquitin-protein ligase SPL2-like. Gene Ontology annotation, molecular function: ubiquitin-protein transferase activity. The record is from RefSeq and is a predicted model, not a curated record. NCBI's taxonomy places the organism in Eukaryota, Viridiplantae, Streptophyta, Magnoliopsida, Ranunculales, Papaveraceae. Gene Ontology annotation, biological process: organelle organization; protein ubiquitination. The transcript has 7 exons. Bases 390 to 1265 code for a protein of 291 amino acids.